Messenger RNA from Rhagoletis pomonella (apple maggot), 2486 nucleotides. It is a transcript of the gene mys, whose product is annotated as integrin beta-PS. The record is from RefSeq and is a predicted model, not a curated record. Gene Ontology annotation, cellular component: focal adhesion; cell surface; integrin complex. Gene Ontology annotation, molecular function: integrin binding. The coding region runs from base 231 to 2222 and encodes 663 amino acids. NCBI's taxonomy places the organism in Eukaryota, Metazoa, Arthropoda, Insecta, Diptera, Tephritidae. Gene Ontology annotation, biological process: cell-matrix adhesion; integrin-mediated signaling pathway; cell migration. The transcript has 6 exons.
UUCAGAUUGUUCGAAAAGUUCAUCGAGUGUGGUACGUUUGAAGUGGUUUGCGUUCGGUUGUGGAAAAUUUAAUACCCGUACGCCCCUGAUGGAAAUAAUAUCAAGUAAAAUAUAAUAACGUGUGGAAAUUAUUAAAUUAAACACUUUAGUAAGAAGUCUUCCAGUCCAUUGUUUUCCCACAUUGCACACGACUAGACAGUCUUCAAGCAACGCAUAUAACGUAAUCAAUCAUGUUAUCACCACACCCCCACGGCCUACCACCUGCCUCCUUACGGCUGUUAGCUAUGCUCUUUGCCACACUCUUCGCCUGCAGCAGCAUUUUGUGUGUAGAAGCGCAGCUAGCUGGCAAAAUCAUACAAGAUCCCUGUGUGAACAAGGCAUCCUGCCAUGAAUGUAUACAAACACAGAAUUGCGCUUGGUGCAUGCAACCUGAGCUGGGAGAUUCACCACGUUGCUUCAGAAAUAGUAUACUAAAUUAUUGCAAGGAGGAAUAUACCUGGAAUCCUCAAACAGAGCAACGAAUGGUGAUUAACCGCGAAUUAACUCGUGGCGGUAAUGCAAGCGCUGCCGGUGGUUAUGGUUAUGGCUAUGGUGGUUCUUACGAGUCCGGUUAUAGUAGUAGCUCAUCGUCCAGUUCGUCGUAUGCAGGUGCUUAUGGUAGUGCAGCUGCAGCUGCCGCCUCUGGUGCCGCGAGUGCUAGCGGCGAAAUUGUGCAAAUUAGUCCACAGCGUGUUAGCCUCAAGUUACGUAUUAAUCAAAUGCACUCCUUGAACAUGCGUUACUCACAAGCUGUCGAUUACCCUGUUGACUUGUACUAUUUGAUGGACUUGUCCAAAUCUAUGGAAGACGAUAAGGAUAAGCUGUCUGCUUUGGGCGAUAAACUAUCAGAGACUAUGCGUAAUAUUACAUCGAACUUCCGUUUAGGUUUCGGUUCAUUUGUCGAUAAGGUGCUGAUGCCAUACGUUUCAACUAUACCCAAAAACUAUCAUUCGGCGUGUCUAAAUAGUGGCUCCGAGAUACCUACCGCCAAAUGCGAUGGUCUCAAAGUUGGCGACGUUGUCAACUUCACCGCACAAAUCUUGGUGACUUCUUGCCCAACAGAUCCACGCGAAUGGAAUCAAGUCAUUCAAAUCUAUCCAGUUGGUAUUAAUGAAAGCUUGAUAAUCGAUUUGCAAAUGCUCUGCUCGUGUCCUUGCGAACGUCCCGGCGCCAUAGGCUAUGAGGCGCAUUCAUCCAAAUGUAACAAUCAUGGUACGUUAAUGUGUGGCAUCUGCGAGUGUGAUGACAUGCAUUUCGGUCACAAUUGCGAGUGUUCUACGAGCGAUGUGCACACAGGUAAAGAUAAUGAUUUGGGCUGUCGUCCGGAUAAUACGACACAAGUGGACUGUACCAAUCGCGGCACUUGUUUGUGCGGUGUAUGCGAGUGUGAGAAACGUCAAAAUCCAGAGGAAAUUAUUUCGGGCAAGUUCUGUGAGUGUGAUAACUUUUCUUGCGAACGUCAUAAGAACUUGCUUUGCUCUGGACCCGAUCAUGGCACUUGCGAAUGCAAUCACUGUGUAUGCAAGCCAGGCUGGACGGGUUCGGCGUGUGAUUGCCGCGCCUCGAAUGAUACCUGCAUUCCGCCAAAUGGUGGUGAAAUCUGCUCCGGACAUGGCGAAUGUGAAUGUGGUGUGUGCAAAUGUAAAUCUACCGACGAGGGCCGAUAUUCUGGCAAAUACUGCGAGAAAUGUCCCACUUGUGCAGGACGCUGCCACGAGCUGAAGGAUUGUGUGCAAUGUCAGAUGUACAAGACUGGCCCACUGAAAGACGAGAACGACUGUGCCGUUAAUUGCACUGAUACUUUUGUGCCCAUAGGCGAGGAGAAAAUCGUAAUUGAUGAAGAGAAAGAUGAACAGCUUUGUAUAUUCUAUGAUGAAGAUGACUGCAAAUUUACAUUUAAAUAUAGCGAAGUGAACGACAAAAUCGAAGUGCACGCACAGCAAGAGCGCGAAUGCCCGCCCAAGGUGUUCAUGUUGGGCAUUGUAUUGGGCGUCAUAGCCGCUAUCGUCUUGGUGGGCCUGGCCAUAUUGCUUUUGUGGAAAUUACUAACAACCAUACACGAUCGCCGUGAGUUUGCACGCUUCGAGAAGGAGCGCAUGAACGCCAAGUGGGAUACGGGUGAGAAUCCAAUCUACAAGCAAGCCACCUCGACUUUCAAGAAUCCAAUGUACGCUGGCAAGUAAAGUACUUUAAUAGCUUUUGCAGCAGAGCCGGGAAAGGAGCUGCAAACUAACUAAUACAUAUUUGCUCGGGCAAUGUUGCAUUGUUUGGGUUACGAAUUUCUCUCUAAUUGCCAUACGUUAAGGAGUUUAUGUCAAAGGGAGCGUGCAUCUAAGUGAAAAGUAAAGAAAAAUAUUUAUUACAGAAAGGAACGCAUAUGUAUAUCUUAAGCUCUUUUUGUUUAGUAUUUAUGCGCACCUAAAUGUGUGUAUUUAAGUGCACGUAAA